Molecule: messenger RNA, 3898 nt
Organism: Lepus europaeus (European hare)
Lineage: Eukaryota; Metazoa; Chordata; Mammalia; Lagomorpha; Leporidae
Gene: SLC19A2
Product: solute carrier family 19 member 2
Exons: 6
Coding region: 158-1648 (496 amino acids)
Biological process (GO): transmembrane transport; vitamin transport
Cellular component (GO): plasma membrane
Molecular function (GO): vitamin transmembrane transporter activity
Source: RefSeq, a predicted model, not a curated record
CGCACGGGGGUGCAGCGUCUGGAGGAGGCUGUGGCGGCCGCAAGCCCGGAGCCCGCCGGCCUUGCCGAGAGGAGGUGCCCGAGCUGCAGCAGCCCCCGAGCCUCGCUCGGCUGAGGAGCGGCAGGACGGGGCCGGGCUCCCGCCCCUCGCGCCCCGGAUGGAUGUGCCCGGCCCGGUGUCCCGGCGGGCGGCGGCGGCGGCGGCCGCUGUGCUCCUGCGCACCGCGCGCGUGCCUCGCGAGUGCUGGUUCCUGCCCACCGCCCUGCUCUGCGCCUACGGCUUCUUCGCCAGCCUCAGGCCGUCCGAGCCCUUCCUGACGCCCUACCUGCUGGGGCCGGACAAGAACCUGACGGAGCGUGAGGUCUUCAAUGAAAUUUAUCCAGUAUGGACUUACUCUUAUCUGGUGCUGCUGUUUCCUGUCUUCCUCGCCACAGACUACCUCCGUUAUAAACCUGUUGUGCUGCUGCAAGGACUCAGCCUUAUUGUUACGUGGUUCAUGCUGCUCUAUGCCCAGGGACUGCUGGCUAUUCAGUUCCUGGAAUUCUUUUAUGGCAUUGCCACAGCCACUGAAAUUGCCUACUACUCUUAUAUCUACAGCGUGGUAGACCUCAGCAUGUACCAGAGAGUCACAAGUUACUGUCGAAGUGCCACCUUGGUGGGCUUCACAGUGGGCUCUGUCCUUGGGCAGAUCCUUGUCUCUGUGGCAGACUGGUCCCUGUUCAGCCUGAAUGUCAUCUCUCUCACCUGUGUUUCUGUGGCAUUUGCCAUGGCCUGGUUUCUUCCUAUGCCACAGAAGAGCCUUUUUUUUCAUGUUCCUUCCUCCUGUCAGGGAGUGAAUGGCAUCAAGGUACAGAAUGGUGGCAUUGUUACUGACACCGCAGCUUCUAACCACCUUCCUGGGUGGGAGGACAUUGAGUCAAAAAUCCCUCUAAAUAUGGAGGAGGCUCCCACAGAAGAACUGGAACCCAAGCCAGACCGUCUCCUUGUGUUGAAGGUUUUGUGGAAUGACUUCUUGACAUGCUACUCCUCUCGCCCUUUGCUCUGCUGGUCUGUGUGGUGGGCCCUUUCCACUUGUGGCUAUUUCCAAGUUGUGAACUACACACAGGGUCUGUGGGAAAAAGUGAUGCCUUCUCGCCAUGCUGCUAUCUAUAAUGGUGGUGUGGAGGCUGUUUCCACUUUACUGGGUGCUGUUGCUGUGUUUGCCGUUGGUUAUAUAAAAAUAUCCUGGUCAACCUGGGGAGAAAUGACAUUAUCUCUCUUUUCCCUCCUGAUUGCUGCUGCGGUAUACAUCAUGGACACUGUGGGUGACAUUUGGGUGUGCUAUGCAUCCUAUGUUGUCUUCAGAAUCAUCUACAUGUUACUCAUCACAAUAGCAACGUUUCAAAUUGCUGCAAACCUCAGCAUGGAACGCUAUGCUUUAGUGUUUGGUGUAAAUACCUUCAUUGCCUUGGCACUACAGACUUUGCUCACUCUAAUUGUGGUAGAUGCCAGCGGCCUUGGCUUGGAAAUUACCACUCAGUUCCUGAUUUAUGCCAGUUAUUUUGCAUUCAUUGCUGUGGUUUUCCUGGUGAAUGGUGCAGUCAGUAUUAUGAAGAAAUACAGGAAGCAGGAAGAUCCAGAAUCAAGUUCUCAAGUAAUCACUUCAUAAUACACUGCUGAAGGACUUCUUAUAGCAAGGACUCUGCACAUAAAUUGCCUGGAUAUAUUUAAUUUUUUAAUGUUUAGACAUGUAUUUAUGAAUGUGCAUUUCAGUGGCUUCAAAGCAGCCACUCAGCUAACACUUUGUGUUCCUGAAGUAACAAUGAUACUGUUCAGAGGAGCCAGAAAGUGAAAUUUAUUUCAUGCAUUAUUUAUGAGAUCUAAUUUAAGGGAGAUUGUUUUCUGAUUCAUAAGUGAACUUGAAUUUGAAAAAUCAAGUAAUCAAGAGCAAUCAAGAAUAUGCAGUGUUGUAUACUUGAUAAGCAAAUGAAUUUGAUGUUUUAUAGGUCACACACAUCUGUAUUGGCUUUGCCAGGUACUCGGCCUGGUGGGAUCAGGGCUCCGCAGAGGCCAUAAGAUCUUAUAAGUUAUGAUGGAAGUAUGUUCUGUUGGCAACUGCCUCUGUUCAACUUAAAUAUUUCUAUGUUACCCAUGUGCAUUUGUGUUUUUACAGAUGAAAGAUAACUGGCAAUAUUUGCUCUGAUUUAAUGUUUUUCCUAUAGGGAGUAAAUGUCAUUUCUAAUUUUAUUUUUAAAAAUUCAUUCUAUGAAUGUUCUUGGUUCCCAUCUUGACCAUUAUGUAUUUGUGUAGAUUUUUUUCUUUUUUAGUUUUAAAGAUUUAUUUAUUUCUUAGGCAGAAUUAUAGAGAUACAGAGAGAGAGAAAGAUCUUUCUGUUUGCUGGUUGACUCCCCAAAUGACCAGAACAGCCAGGGCUGGGUCAGGCUGAAUCUAGAAGCCUGGAGCUUUAUCCAGGUCUCCCACAUGGGUACAUGGCCCAAGCACUUGGGCCAUCUUCUGCUGCUUUCCCAGGUGCAUUAGCAGGGAGCCAGAUCAGAAAUGGAGCAGCUGGGACUCGAACCUGUGCCCAUUUGUGAUGCCAGUGUCACAGGUGGCAGCUUAACCUGCUGUACCGCAACACUGGCCCCAUGUAGAUUUUCUUUAGAAGUACAUUUUUGCAUUAUUCAUAUGCUUCCCAGAGAAGCUCAUUUAGUUAGGAAAAAGGCAAGUUUUGAAGCCUGCUAAUAAUCUAAAUGAAGAUUGAAUCAGAAAAUUUAAGGUAGGAUUGGUUUUCUUUAAAUCUUCAGUAUGAAGAACUAUUAAUUCCAUGAUGAAAAAUUCAUAUACGGGCUAAACAACCUGCCCAUUUUGUAUCUGCAUUCCCUUUUGUUUCCAAAAUAAAGUGAAAAAGUCUUUUUUAAAAUAACUUCAUUCCCACUUAUAGCUUUUAUAUUAUUUUGUCUUUCUUAUCCAAGAUAAAGAUAUCAGUUGGAGUUGGAUUACUCUAAGGUCUUUUUCAUAAACUGAGCCUCUUUUUAAUUAUUUCGUAGAACAGGAACUAGGAUAGAUUUGAUUCCUGCAUUUUGUACCUUAAAUCUGCCUUUAUUUCUAAGGGUAGAUCAUCUUCAAAUUUUGCUUAAAAUAGAAAUUGCUUGUGAUUCCAUUUCCAAGUUAUUUGAAAAAAUAUUCUUUAUGCAUACAACUCUGAAUCAGUCUACCAAGGGAAAGUGAGACUUGAAAACUAUUUUAAAGCCAACUUUGUUGCCUUACCUUGAAAAGAACCUAGAUAGGUGCUUUUAACCUUCUUGAGAAUGACAAAGCUAACAGUAUUAAUGAUAGUGUCAAAACUGCAAAAUUGACAUAUUCAUUUGAUUUAAGCAGGAAUCCUGGAAGCAAACAGAUGGGGAUAAGAAUAAGUCAUUUUUCUGUUCACUUUCCUUUACAAUUAAGGGAAAGGAAGAUAAUACUACCUAAAGAAGAGAAGGGGGAGUGAUGUCAUAAAAGUAGUAAUCCCCAUUUUAUAUUUUGCCUUUUUAAAAAACUUUAUUUUACUAUAUAGGUAAUUGUUUUCUCAGAGACAAGCAAAAAGUCACCUUUGAGGGAUUUUAUUUAAUCUUUUUUUAAAAGAUUUUUUAAAAUUUAAAAAUAAAUUGACGGUAGUACAAUCAGAUUGUUCGUGUUACCAAAGCAAUGUUUCCCUGGAAUUUAAUUCAACAUUUGUGGUACACAACGUGAGCCUUUACUUCUUUAAGAAUAUGGUCACAUCUUGGUAUGUAGCCAUAUCUAUAGAAUGCUGAACCCAGCAUGCAAGUUGUACUAUAUGCAAUUUUGCAAAGAAGUGAAAAUCAUUUGUUGUACUUUUUAUUCAAUUCUGUGUAGAUUAUAAAAUUAUUUUACUAAAUAAAUAUUUUAUGGUAUGUUU